This is a messenger RNA of Cebus imitator (Panamanian white-faced capuchin), 2177 nucleotides long. RefSeq names its product mitochondrial tRNA translation optimization 1 (gene MTO1). Lineage: Eukaryota; Metazoa; Chordata; Mammalia; Primates; Cebidae. Gene Ontology annotation, cellular component: cytosol. Gene Ontology annotation, molecular function: flavin adenine dinucleotide binding. The transcript has 11 exons. The record is from RefSeq and is a predicted model, not a curated record. The coding region runs from base 224 to 2152 and encodes 642 amino acids. Gene Ontology annotation, biological process: tRNA methylation; tRNA wobble uridine modification.
GCAAGAACUAGGAAAGAAAACACACAACUGGCCUUCGGCGCUAUCACCUAUCUCCCUCAACAGGAAAGUAGCUCCAAACAGCCAAUCAGCGGCGACGCUGAACGUAGACGUGCUACGCUGUCACAUUCAGGCAAGAUGGCUGCGCCCUACAGAUUCUCUCUUGUUGCUUAAGUUUUUUUUGCCCGUCCCUCCUGUCAGGUUCAAAGUCAGAUUUUCUCCCAGCAUGUUCUCCUUCCGAGGCUGUGGCGGUCGGGUCGCGGCUUCUUUCACCAAGCGGCAGUUUCCGUUGCCCCGGUUGAGCAGUGACAGCGCGGGGCCCCGGACUCCGCACUUCGACGUGAUAGUCAUUGGUGGAGGACAUGCCGGGACUGAGGCAGCCACUGCCGCCGCUCGGUGCGGCUCUCGGACUUUGCUCCUCACGCAUCGCGUGGACACGAUCGGUCAGAUGUCAUGCAAUCCUUCCUUUGGUGGCAUUGGAAAGGGGCAUUUAAUGAGGGAAGUAGAUGCCUUGGAUGGCCUGUGUUCUCGCAUCUGUGACCAGUCUGGUGUACAUUACAAAGUAUUAAAUCGGUGUAAGGGACCAGCUGUGUGGGGUCUGAGAGCUCAGAUUGAUAGGAAACUCUAUAAACAGAACAUGCAGAAAGAAAUCUUGAGUACACCACUGCUUACUGUUCAGGAGGGAGCUGUAGAAGAUCUUAUUCUUACAGAACCAGAGCCUGAACACACUGGAAAAUGCCGUGUCAGUGGUGUUGUUUUGGUGGAUGGAAGCACAGUAUAUUCAGAGAGUGUGAUUCUGACUACUGGGACAUUUCUGAGAGGCAUGAUUAUAAUUGGAUUGGAGAUGCAUCCAGCAGGACGUUUAGGGGAUCAGCCUUCUAUAGGAUUGGCUCAGACGCUGGAGAAGUUAGGGUUUGUGGUGGGAAGGUUGAAGACUGGGACUCCACCCCGAAUUGCCAAAGAGUCCAUUAAUUUCAGUAUUCUAAACAAGCAGACACCGGACAAUCCAUCCUUACCGUUCAGCUUUAUGAAUGAGACAGUAUGGAUUAAGCCAGAAGAUCAGCUGCCAUGUUACUUGACUCAUACCAACCCUAGAGUGGAUGAGAUUGUCCUUAAGAACCUUCACCUUAAUAGUCAUGUUAAGGAAACAAUAAGAGGACCCCGAUACUGUCCCUCCAUUGAGUCAAAAGUUUUACGUUUUCCAAACCGUCAACAUCAGGUUUGGUUGGAACCUGAAGGAAUGGAUUCUGACCUUAUCUACCCACAGGGGUUAUCUAUGACACUACCAGCUGAGUUACAAGAGAAAAUGAUCACAUGCAUCAGAGGCUUGGAGAAAGCUAAAGUGAUUCAGCCAGGCUAUGGUGUUCAGUAUGAUUACUUAGAUCCCCGUCAGAUCACUCCUUCUCUGGAAACUCAUUUAGUUCAACGGCUCUUCUUUGCUGGACAGAUCAAUGGCACCACUGGUUAUGAGGAAGCAGCAGCUCAAGGUGUGAUAGCUGGAAUCAACGCCAGUCUUCGGGUCAAUCGCAAGCCUCCCUUUGUGAUUAGCCGAACAGAAGGUUAUAUAGGAGUCUUGAUUGAUGACCUCACCACUCUGGGCACCAGUGAACCAUACCGCAUGUUUACCAGCCGAGUAGAGUUCCGUUUGUCACUGCGCCCCGAUAAUGCUGACAGCCGGCUCACACUGCGAGGAUAUAAAGAAGCUGGCUGUGUGUCCCAACAGCGAUAUGAAAGAGCUUGUUGGAUGAAGUCUUCUUUAGAAGAAGGCAUUUCUGUGUUGAAAUCUAUUGAGUUUUCAAGCUCUAAGUGGAAAAACUUAAUCCCAGAGGCUUCUAUAAGUACUAGUAGAAGUCUGCCUGUCAGAGCUCUCGAUGUUCUGAAGUAUGAGGAAGUUGACAUGGAUUCAUUAGCCAAGGCUGUUCCAGAGCUCUUGAGGAAGUAUACUAAAUCUAGAGAGCUAGCUAAAAGACUGAAAAUAGAAGCCACUUAUGAAUCAGUAUUGUUCCAUCAACUACAAGAAAUAAAGGAAGUUCAGCGAGAUGAAGCUCUCCAACUGCCAAAAGACCUAGAUUAUUUGACUGUCAGGGAUGUGUCUUUGUCCCAUGAAGUUCGAGAGAAACUACAUUUUAGUCGUCCACAGACGGUAAGAAAAUAGGCAGGGGAAUAGGAACAAGUUAAAG